Messenger RNA from Otolemur garnettii (small-eared galago), 3039 nucleotides. It is a transcript of the gene PRPF6, whose product is annotated as pre-mRNA processing factor 6. Gene Ontology annotation, molecular function: protein binding. Gene Ontology annotation, biological process: mRNA splicing, via spliceosome; spliceosomal tri-snRNP complex assembly. The transcript is spliced from 20 exons. The record is from RefSeq and is a predicted model, not a curated record. Gene Ontology annotation, cellular component: U4/U6 x U5 tri-snRNP complex; catalytic step 2 spliceosome. The coding region runs from base 165 to 2930 and encodes 921 amino acids. Lineage: Eukaryota; Metazoa; Chordata; Mammalia; Primates; Galagidae.
GCUUCCCGCGAACUGUGCGGGCUGCUUCCGGGGCGUCCGUGACGCGGCGGCCGCGACCUCUUCCUUAGGCGGGCCUCGGACGACAGAUCCUCGAAAUUCUCUGCUUUUUUGCCUCCGUCGCCGUCUGGUUCCUUCCCUUCCCAGCCUUGGUUGUCGCCACCGCCAUGAACAAGAAGAAGAAGCCUUUCCUGGGCAUGCCCGCGCCGCUCGGCUACGUGCCGGGGCUGGGCCGGGGUGCCACUGGCUUCACUACCCGAUCAGACAUUGGGCCAGCCCGGGAUGCAAAUGAUCCUGUAGAUGAUCGCCAUGCACCACCCGGCAAGAGAACCGUUGGGGAUCAGAUGAAAAAAAACCAGGCUGCUGACGACGAUGACGAGGAUCUGAAUGACACCAACUAUGAUGAGUUCAAUGGCUACGCUGGAAGCCUUUUCUCAAGUGGGCCGUAUGAGAAAGAUGAUGAGGAAGCAGAUGCUAUUUAUGCAGCUCUGGAUAAAAGGAUGGACGAAAGAAGAAAAGAAAGGAGGGAGCAAAGAGAGAAAGAAGAAAUUGAGAAAUAUCGUAUGGAACGCCCUAAAAUCCAACAGCAGUUCUCAGAUCUAAAAAGGAAGUUGGCAGAAGUCACAGAAGAAGAGUGGCUGAGCAUCCCUGAGGUUGGCGAUGCUAGAAACAAACGCCAGCGGAACCCACGCUAUGAGAAGCUGACCCCUGUUCCUGACAGUUUCUUUGCCAAACACUUACAGACUGGAGAGAACCAUACUUCAGUGGACCCCCGACAAACUCAAUUUGGAGGUCUUAAUACACCCUAUCCAGGGGGACUGAAUACCCCAUAUCCAGGUGGAAUGACACCAGGAUUGAUGACACCUGGCACAGGUGAGCUGGACAUGAGGAAGAUCGGCCAGGCAAGGAAUACCCUAAUGGACAUGAGGCUGAGCCAGGUGAGAAUUUGUCAUGUAAUAGUUCCUUACAGAUGGCGCAACGAGCCUCGGUUUGCAUUUUCUGUUUAUGCUGAAGCUGAUUGUCUUUCCAUGUGGGAGGGACCUGAGAUUCUGCUCCACAGGCAUGUGCCUUUCCCAUGUGGCUCCAGUCUGUAUGUUGGAGCCCUUCUGCUCUUUCCUUUUCCCUCACAGAGUGAAGAUGUGUGGUUAGAAGCAGCCAGGUUGCAGCCUGGGGACACUGCCAAGGCUGUGGUGGCCCAAGCUGUCCGGCAUCUCCCACAGUCUGUUAGGAUUUAUAUCAGAGCAGCAGAGCUGGAAACAGAUAUUCGAGCAAAGAAGCGGGUUCUUCGGAAAGCUCUUGAGCAUGUCCCAAACUCAGUUCGCUUGUGGAAAGCAGCCGUUGAAUUGGAAGAGCCUGAAGAUGCUAGAAUCAUGCUCAGCCGUGCUGUGGAGUGCUGCCCCACCAGCGUGGAGCUCUGGCUUGCUCUGGCAAGGCUGGAGACCUAUGAAAAUGCCCGAAAGGUCUUGAACAAAGCACGUGAGAACAUUCCUACUGACCGGCACAUCUGGAUCACUGCUGCUAAACUGGAGGAGGCCAAUGGGAACACACAGAUGGUGGAGAAGAUCAUUGACCGGGCUAUCACUUCUCUGCGGGCCAAUGGUGUAGAGAUCAACCGUGAGCAGUGGAUUCAGGAUGCCGAGGAAUGUGACAGGGCAGGGAGUGUGGCCACCUGCCAGGCAGUCAUGCGUGCUGUGAUUGGCAUCGGAAUUGAGGAGGAGGACCGGAAGCACACCUGGAUGGAAGAUGCAGACAGUUGUGUGGCCCACAGUGCCCUGGAGUGUGCACGUGCCAUCUAUGCCUACGCCCUGCAGGUGUUCCCCAGCAAGAAGAGCGUGUGGCUACGAGCUGCAUACUUUGAGAAGAACCACGGCACCAGGGAGUCCCUGGAAGCCCUCCUGCAGAGGGCUGUGGCUCACUGCCCCAAAGCGGAGGUGCUAUGGCUCAUGGGCGCCAAGUCCAAGUGGCUAGCAGGGGAUGUGCCUGCAGCAAGGAGCAUCUUGGCUCUGGCCUUCCAGGCUAACCCCAACAGUGAGGAGAUCUGGCUGGCAGCCGUGAAGCUGGAGUCCGAAAACAACGAGUACGAGCGGGCUCGGAGGCUGCUGGCUAAGGCGCGGAGCAGUGCACCCACUGCUCGGGUGUUCAUGAAGUCUGUGAAGCUGGAGUGGGUAUUGGGCAGCAUCGCAGCCGCGCAGGAGCUGUGUGAGGAGGCCUUGCGUCCCUACGAGGACUUCCCCAAGCUGUGGAUGAUGAAGGGGCAGAUCGAGGAGCAGGAAGGGCAGAUGGAGAAGGCACGGGAGGCCUACAGCCAGGGGUUGAAGAAGUGUCCCCACUCUACACCCUUGUGGCUUUUGCUCUCGCGGCUGGAAGAGAAGAUUGGGCAGCUCACCCGGGCACGGGCUAUUCUGGAGAAGUCUCGUCUGAGGAACCCAAAGAACCCUGAGCUAUGGUUGGAGUCUGUGCGGCUGGAGUACCGUGCGGGGCUGAAGAACAUUGCCAACACUCUGAUGGCCAAGGCACUGCAAGAGUGCCCCAACUCUGGUAUCCUGUGGUCUGAAGCCAUUUUUCUUGAGGCAAGGCCCCAGAGGAAGACAAAGAGUGUGGAUGCCUUGAAGAAGUGUGAACACGAUCCCCAUGUGCUCCUGGCUGUUGCCAAGCUAUUUUGGAGCGAGCGGAAGAUCACCAAGGCCAGGGAGUGGUUCCACCGCACCGUGAAGAUUGAUUCGGACCUGGGGGAUGCAUGGGCUUUCUUCUAUAAGUUUGAGCUGCAGCAUGGCACUGAGGAACAGCAGGAGGAGGUGAGGAAGCGCUGUGAGAACGCAGAGCCUCGGCAUGGGGAACUGUGGUGCGCCGUGUCCAAGGACAUCACCAACUGGCAGAGGAAGAUUGGAGAGAUCCUUGUGUUGGUGGCCGGCCACAUCAAGAACACCUUCUGAUUAUCCAGCACCCAUGGGGUGGGGCCUUGAGCGGCACCUGGCAGAGAUGUGGAAGGCCCUCCAAUCUGUUGUUCUUCAGUAAAGGGUUUUUAUGUAUCUGUCACCAUCA